Molecule: messenger RNA, 3146 nt
Organism: Microtus oregoni (creeping vole)
Lineage: Eukaryota; Metazoa; Chordata; Mammalia; Rodentia; Cricetidae
Gene: Hsdl1
Product: hydroxysteroid dehydrogenase like 1
Exons: 5
Coding region: 89-1081 (330 amino acids)
Source: RefSeq, a predicted model, not a curated record
GCGGACCUGCGGCUGAGUCUGGGGCGGCGGCCGCGCGGACUGGUGGCGGGACGGGCUUCGGAGACCGCGCGGCUUGCUGCAGGUUGCCAUGGCUGCUGUUGACAGCUUCUACCUCUUGUACAGGGAGAUCGCCAGGUCUUGCAAUUGCUAUAUGGAAGCCCUGGCCUUGGUGGGAGCCUGGUACACAGCCAGAAAGAGCAUCACGGUUAUCUGUGACUUCUACAGCCUGAUCAGGCUGCACUUCAUCCCUCGCCUGGGGAGCAGGCCCGACCUCAUCAAGCAGUAUGGAAGAUGGGCUGUCAUCAGUGGGGCCACAGAUGGCAUUGGGAAGGCCUAUGCUGAGGAGUUAGCAAGCCGGGGACUCAACAUGAUCCUGAUUGGCCAGGAAGAAGAGAAGCUGCAGGCUGUGGCCAAGCACAUAGCUGAUACAUAUAGGGUGGAGACAGUUGUCAUGGUGGCGGACUUCAGCAGAGGCCGGGAGAUUUAUGCUCCAAUCCGAGAAGCCCUGAGAGACAGAGACAUUGGCAUCCUGGUGAAUGACGUGGGUGCGUUCUACCCCUACCCCCAGUAUUUCACCCAGAUUCCUGAGGACACGCUCUGGGACAUUGUGAAUGUGAACAUUGCGGCUGCAAGCUUGAUGGUCCACAUAGUGCUUCCGGGAAUGGUGGAGAGAAGGAAGGGCGCCAUCGUCACAGUGUCUUCUGGCUCCUGCUGCAAGCCCACACCACAGCUGGCGGCCUUUUCUGCAUCCAAGGCAUACCUGGACCACUUCAGCCGAGCCCUGCAGUAUGAGUACGCCUCUAAAGGGAUCUUCGUGCAGAGUCUGAUCCCCUUCCACGUGACCACCAGUGUGACUGCGCCUGGCAGCUUCCUGCACAGAUGCCCGUGGCUGGCACCUUCACCGAGAGUGUAUGCUCAGCACGCGGUGUCGACCCUGGGCAUUUCGAAAAGGACCACAGGCUACUGGUCCCACUCUAUUCAGUUUCUUUUCGCACAGUAUAUGCCUGAGUGGCUCUGGGUGUGGGGAGCAAACCUUCUCAACCGCUCCCUACGGAAAGAGGCCUUAUCUUGCCAAGCCUGAAUCUGGAAGCUCUGGAGAAGCUGGGCCAAGCCACAGUAACCUGCAGUAUUCCGGCAUUUGGAAAACACAUGUAGUUCACUUGCGUAUUGUCUCUUCCUGAGUACCUAGUGUGUUACCAUCUUUCAUGAGGCCGACUUUCAGUCUGUGAGAAAAACCUCAGGGACCACAUGGGUGGCCCAGGGCACGUAGUCACGAAGCCUGAGAACAGAACAGAAGGCUUCCCUAGCACUUAGAAUGUGACUAGCCAGCUCCUGGAAGGAGCUGGUUUCCUCUUUUAGGUGAUUAUAGUAUUGGCUUUCAGAUGUUCAUCAUGCUGGGCAUGGUGGCUCAUGCCUUUAGUCCCAGCACUCGGGAGGUGGAGACAGGUGGAUCUUUGGGAGUUUGUCUGGGCUAUAUAGUGAGUUUCGGGCCAGCCAGGGAUAUAUAGUUAAAACCUAUCUCAAAAGAAAAUAUAUAAUAAUGUUCAUCAGGAAGACAACAGAAAAGUAUUAUUUUCUAACUGUGAACUGUGAGUGCAGGUGGUAUUAGCAGUAGAUGUGUGUGUCACACCAUAUAGCUCCAUGUAGGGGCAUGUGUGUGCACCCUGCCUUUCCCUAUGGUCCCCCUAGAACCAUGUGUGUACUGUGCGCUGUGUGUCUGAGCAAUGUUGUUGAUAUGACUUUAAUAGAGUCUUUGUCAGGACGAGGUAAUGGGGAGCCUUACCAUAUUAAAGGUCCAGGUUACUCCUUUUCACGUGGUAAAAGCCUGCCUAGCUCUGUCGUGGGCUUUACCAUGUCUGAUGCUGCUUCCUUUGCGUGGUUUUUGUUUAAUUCUAUGGGAGGGUUUCAUUUCUAGAUUGGAAUACAUAAUGGGUUGUCUUGAUUUCUAAGGUAAAAAUUGUGGCUAAGGAGUGAUUUCUCAGUACAUCCAUGUUGUAACUGCUUAUAGCUGGUUUUCAUAUACUUUUCUAUGUAACCCAAUUUCAUCCCAGGAGCACUGUUGAUAAAAUCAAGUGUUUGUAGAAUAGUGGUUAAAAUAUAAGCAACGUUCAUGUGUGUUAUGUGGUAUUGUGUAAAUGGUGUUAGAAACUCAUUUUUGGCCUGUGUAAUGAAUGUAUACUUUAUAGGGAAUGCCUUUAUUGGUGUGAAGAUAAUUUACACAAACCCCCACAAUAUGGGUGAGCAUUGAAACUUGCUGUGUUUAAUUUGGUCUUAUAAAACCAACCACUUAUAAGGGUUUUACAGCUGGCACUUGGGAAUUCAUAGGUCGUGGCAUCGAGUGCAGAAUGGAGGGAUGUGGCGCUUAACAUUGUGGUGCUGAUGCUGUGCCUGGAUGAAAAUGGGUGAGAUGCUAGGACUUGUGUGGAAUUAUUUUAGGUGACAUUCCAUCAUCUGUAGGCCCUGUGUGCUUUUAUGUUGAAUAUGCGCUUUACCCACGACAUCCCCUGUGGCAUUUCUAGCUGGGCCUCAGAUCCAGAAGAUUGAAAUUCUUCCUGUCUUCAAUUAUGUCUUCAAAACAUGUGCAGAACCCCACGUUUGGAGGUAAUGGCAGGAGACCAGUGGUUGGAAGCUUCUGUCGUACUGAUGGAACUUGGGUGAAUAUGUGAUAAGCAACAGCAACUCCGCUUGAAACAUCACCAGGCAUGAUCCCAUGGGGGUGGGGGGAGGCAGGAGACUCAGGAGUUCAAAGCCAUCAUGGAGCACAUAGUGAAACCACGGUUCAGGAAGCAGAAACCAUAGCAGGAACACACUGUCGUUCUGUGUGAGGUCCUGUGGUCCAGUAUGCACACUUGUCAGCUACAGCGCAGAGCUCUUGCUAUGACUGUAGUGAUGCCCCUCAGCAGGACUCAGCUAGAACACUGCUGCAGACUCAGAGCACAGUGAUCCAUGGCGCCAGCAGAAGACCAACAGGCAUCCUUAGGCUUCCAAGCUUUCAGACUCGGCCCCUUCGCUGAGAGUUACUCUUCUCACUGUGGACAUGGUGGGUUUUUGUUUGUUUGUUUGAACCAAGGAAGGAGGAGCUCUGAACUUGAACCUUUGUAACUUACCCUGUGAAUUGAAAUGUACCAAUAAAAGCAUCACUGUUU